Molecule: messenger RNA, 1287 nt
Organism: Panicum hallii
Lineage: Eukaryota; Viridiplantae; Streptophyta; Magnoliopsida; Poales; Poaceae
Product: peroxidase 2-like
Exons: 1
Coding region: 1-1044 (347 amino acids)
Biological process (GO): hydrogen peroxide catabolic process; response to oxidative stress
Cellular component (GO): plant-type cell wall; plasmodesma
Molecular function (GO): heme binding; peroxidase activity
Source: RefSeq, a predicted model, not a curated record
AUGGCCGGGCGUGGCGUCUUCAUCUUGGUUGCGCUGCUCGGCGCCGUGGCUGCAGCCCAGGGGGCGGCGGCAGGGUCGUCCUACUCCUACGGCUCCGGCGGCAAUCCUCCACCUUCAAGCCCACCAUGCCCGCCCGCCCAGGCUCCUCGUCCGCGCCUCAAGUUCGGCUUCUACAAGAACUCGUGCCCUCCCGCCGAGGUCAUCGUCCGGGACGCCGUCAGGAACGCCACCACCCUCAACCCCGGCCUCAUCCGCAUGGCCUUCCACGACUGCUUCGUCCAGGGCUGCGACGGCUCCGUGCUGCUCGACCCGACGCCGGCGAACCCGCGCCCUGAGAAGCUCGGCCCGCCCAACUUCCCCAGCCUGCGCGGUUUCGAGGUCAUCGACGCCGCCAAGGCCGCGCUCGAGAGGUACUGCCCCGGCGUUGUCUCCUGCGCCGACGUCGUCCAGUUCGCCGCCCGCGACGCCGCCUUCUUCCUCAGCGGCUACAGGGUCGACUACAGGCUCCCCGCGGGGCGCUUCGACGGCCGCGUGUCGCUCGAGAGCGAGUCGCUCGCGUUCCUGCCCCCGCCGUCCUUCAACCUGUCGCAGCUCAUCGACAGCUUCAGGGUCAAGGGCAUGAACGUCGACGACCUCGUCGUGCUCUCCGGGUCCCACACCAUCGGCCGCUCCCACUGCUCCUCCUUCUCCGACCGCAUCUCCACGCCGCCGUCCGACAUGGAACCGGGCCUCGCCACCAUCCUCAAGGGGCAGUGCCCGGCCAACCCCAACUUCACCAACGACCUCACGGUGGUGCAGGACAUCGUCACCCCCGACAAGCUCGACAACCAGUACUACAAGAACGUUCUCAACCACAAGGUGCUCUUCAACUCCGACGCAGCGCUGCUGACGUCGACGCAGACGGCGAGGAAGUUGGUGGAGAGCGCGUUCGUGCGCGGGAGGUGGGAGAAGAAGUUCGCCAAGGCCAUGGUGAAGAUGGCCGCCAUCGAGAUCAAGACCGCCGCUAACGGCGAGAUCAGGCAGAACUGCCGCGUGGUCAACUAAGCUGCGACCGACAUUCCACGACUCCGAGAAGUUGCCACCUGCAGUUACUAUUGAUUAACCCGGGCGUUCAAUGGUGCAAUUAGUAUCUUAUUGGCCUGCUGCGAUUAUUUCUUCAGAAGCACGUGGCUUGAUUCUUUCAUUGCAUUUUGAGAUGAGGAGGUUGGUUUUUUGUGCUGAAUUAUAUUUCCAGAAGAUGUACUGGAAUAUAUCAAAGAUGAGAUGAUUGAACAAAGUUCCGUUUGU